This is a messenger RNA of Rodentolepis nana, 3030 nucleotides long. Lineage: Eukaryota; Metazoa; Platyhelminthes; Cestoda; Cyclophyllidea; Hymenolepididae. The record is from the annotation of a GenBank genome assembly.
AUGCAACCCGGCUCAAGCCAAGGUGCUACAGUUAUUCAAAUUACCAAAAAUCCCAUCUCAGCAACCCAUACAAUCAUUCAACAAAAUGGUCAACAUCUCCUAGUUGGUAAAAUAAGUAAUUCUGUCGCAGCUACCACGUCUGACGCGACUGAAAUUGUUUCUGAUUCAAAUACUAAUGGCGGUGGAGUUACCGUCCAAACUCUCCUCCCAGGUCAGUAUGUUGAUGCGCCUUCUGCUGAACCUACCGUCUAUGCUACUGCAGUGAGCACUGCUAGCGGUGGAAACCCAGCUAGCUCCGGUACUUCUGGCCAAGUACAAUAUCAGGAGUACGCUCCGAUAAUCUACACACCUGUUUGCGGAAGUCAAACGUACUACCAGACUAUUGGAGGACAGGUUCUCACAAGUUCCAAUUUCGCUGGAGCUGGAACUACAGCAGCAGCAGCAGCCAAUACCGGAGCGGGCACAGCGCAACUUGUCACUCACCAAGGAACCACUUACAUCCUUCAAAGCGCCACUGGUUCUUUUGAAGAUGACACCGCAGCCCUCUCCCAUACUGCUAAAGCCUCUCCCGUCACAGUUCAAUGGUUGCUGGAGAAUUACGAAACUGCUGAGGGUGUUAGUUUACCUCGAAGUACCCUCUACUUUCACUACCUACAGCACUGCCAAGAAAACAAGCUUGAACCCAUGAAUCCUGCCUCCUUCGGCAAGUUAAUCCGCUCCGUCUUUCUAGGUCUUCGAACACGUCGUUUGGGUACUAGGGGGAAUAGUAAAUACCACUACUAUGGAAUCCGAAUCAAACCCACUUCCCAACUGAAUCACUAUGUGGAAGAUCCAUCUUUUGCUCUGCGCCAUUAUCCUAAUUACCAUCGAGAGAGUAUGGAGGUGGUGGCAGAGUGGAAGAACCUGGCUGGAAAGUCAUCCAUUCCCAGUUCUACUAUUGGCUCUUCUAAUGCUCCAAAUUCAAGCCCGAUGAAACAAGGUGGAAUAGUUUCUUUGGGAGGUAACGAAAAUUCCUGUGGAAGUAGUAGUGCCUUUGGAGAUCCUUCUAAUAAUACCAGAACAUCUGGUGCUGCUACUAUUGGAAGUCCAAUAAGUACAGAUCAAAACCGUCAUCAGCAUGCAGAAUUUCUUGGUGAAGCAACUUCUGCUCUACCUAAUCUGAAUGAGAUUUGUAGGUCAGCGGGACUUCCUGUUCCAGGGUCAGAAGAUGUAGAUCUUUCAUCUAGGAACCGGAGUCCCUCAGGUGGAAGUAAUUCUGGAUUUACUGUCAAGAAGACAUCUACUGCUACAGCUUCGUCUUCAAGCGGUCUAGAUGGAGUUCCCACAAAAGAUCUCAUUAAAUUUGCCAUACUCUAUGCGCAAUCAGCAGGAAAUAUCCUUGAAGCUGUUGUCAAUUUAGACUUCUCUUCAAUUUCCGGGGCUUGGAAAAUGUUUUGGAGAACAGGGGAGUGUAAUGAAGACUCCGUGUUCGAAAAAACUUUGCCCAAAGAACGCCUCCAUGCGCUGGCGAAAAACGUUGUAGUGCAUCAAUUCAUUCGCCUCUAUGACCAUACUUUCUACCAGUCCCUGGCCGAAGUACUCAUCCCCAAUGUUCUGCGUCCGAUUCCCUCAUCACUAACUCAAGCAAUUCGCAAUUUCGCUAAACAUCUUGAGGUAUGGAUGCGUGAAGCUUUACAGAACUUGGAUCCAGUUCUGCUUCGAAUUAAACUUGGAGCUGUAUCUGCGUUGAGCCAAACUUUGCGUCGUUACACCAGUCUUAAUCAUCUGGCUCAAGCGGCAAGAGCUGUGCUCAAGAACCCAACACAAAUAAACCAGAUGCUCAUUGAUCUUAGUCGUGUUGAUUUCAACAAUGUUCAGGAGCAAGCAUCAUGGGUUUGUCAGUGCAGUGAUGCAACCGUCGCUCACCUCGAACAAGACUUUAAAUACAUCCUUCAAAAGCAAUCUAGUCUUGAGGAGUGGGCUCAGUGGCUAGACACCGUAGUUACGGGUAUUCUACGCCCUCUUGAAGGCAAUAAUCUGGCCUACACUCGUUCCGCCCAUCAACUCAUUCUCAAAUGGUCCUAUUACAGUUCUAUGGUGAUUCGUGACCUUACUCUUCGUUCUGCGGCCAGUUUUGGGAGUUUCCAUCUAAUUCGACUCCUCUAUGACGAAUAUAUCUUCUAUCUGGUGGAGCACAAGGUUGCUGCCCAUCUUGGGAUGACUCCGAUUGCAGUUAUGGGAGAAAUGGGAAGGGCUGUGACUCGUCCUCAUUGCAAUCUUUCUCGAGCAACAGCGGUUGCUCUAGUCGCUAAUACUGAGCCUCGUAGUCGUGAAGACAUUCCAUCUACCAUAUCGUCAGUAUGUGGCAAGCUUGAGGCAGUCCUUACCGCCAAUAAGGAGCCUUCAUCCGACAUUGAUGUCUCCGACAACACCGUCCAAACACUACUCCACCAAGACACAGGGGACUCUGUAACAGACACUACUAUUUGCGACGCAUUCGAGACUGAGGCUGUCUUUCAACGUCCUAGUAGUGGAGAUCAUACUGACGAACACCUUGAAGAGGAAUUCCUUGACGGAGAGGAGGAAAUCCUAGACGAUGCUGAGGAUGAACUUGAGAAUGCCAUGCUCUGUCGAGCUCACGAGUCGGCACUUAAGGCUGCAGCUGCUGAGGCACAUAAGUCGUCUUCUGCAAAUGGCGACUCAAGUGACAAUGGCAACGGUGGAAUGAUUAAUGAAGUUCCAGCCGCCGGGAUUGUGCAGAAGAGAGAAGAUGAGUCUGCUGGCAGUGGUGUUCCGGUGGUGUUGAAGGAGGCUUUGAAGGUGGAAGAACCUUCGGCAACGCAGCAGCAUCAACAACCGAAUCAAGAAGGCUGUGAUUCUCCCCCUCCAAUUGUUGCUCAUGCGACUGCUUUACGAAAAGUUGUUCGAGUAACAACCUUUGAUGAAUCAGGAGGUAUUCAGAAGAGUGUUGAGACUGCCGAUCAGCAACCAACCACUCCUGCGACCUCUCUUAUCAUACCUUCAGAAGCCAAACGCCCUCGUCUUAUUUGA